Molecule: messenger RNA, 465 nt
Organism: Oppiella nova
Lineage: Eukaryota; Metazoa; Arthropoda; Arachnida; Sarcoptiformes; Oppiidae
Source: the annotation of a GenBank genome assembly
AUGACCGAUUUGUGCACCGCUUCCGCACAACACAAACAGAGACUCCAUUCGUACCAACGAUUAGGACUUUUGCUCAAACGUAUGACAUGUCUGUUGCCGACCACCGAACGGAUGGAACUGUUGGUCGGAGUGUUGGACCGAAUGGAUGCCUUUCCCACCGUUUCGCUCAACCCGUUGGAGAACCAGAGGAUGCGAGUGGUGUUCGAGUGCUUCGGACAACUCAUCCACAAAGUGAUCGCCGGUUGGGACGACUCUGAAGUGAAAUACGUGUAUCGCGUUCUUCACACGGUCACUCAUAUCGAGCAACGGAUCCAGAUCUUGACGAAGUGUCCGUUGGGUGCGCGACAACCGGUCGAGUACUUCGUGCGCUGUUUCUAUCGGUUCGUAUGCAUCGAUCCCUCGCAGAAGGACAACAAGAGUCAGACCAUCCCUGAGGCGCUCUUUUGGUUGAAUCGUAUCCUUAAA